Gopherus evgoodei (Goodes thornscrub tortoise) is the source of this 4250-nucleotide messenger RNA. It is a transcript of the gene PCDH18, whose product is annotated as protocadherin 18. Gene Ontology annotation, biological process: homophilic cell-cell adhesion. Gene Ontology annotation, molecular function: calcium ion binding. The record is from RefSeq and is a predicted model, not a curated record. NCBI's taxonomy places the organism in Eukaryota, Metazoa, Chordata, Testudines, Testudinidae. The transcript has 4 exons. Gene Ontology annotation, cellular component: plasma membrane. Bases 376 to 3798 code for a protein of 1140 amino acids.
UCAAGGGUGUUUAGUCUGCAGCUGAACAGUGAGAGGGAAAGAGGAUCUCUCAGAAAAGAUACAGUGCAGAUUCAGCUAGCACUCUGCAAUAAAUGGAUACUAACUGCAGAAGGAGAAAACAAUGAUGUGACAAAUUUCGUCCUUGAAGAGGAGCAGGAAAACAAAUGAGAGAGAUUGGAUUGCAUACAGAUUGUAUCUGGAAAUCCUGACACGGUGUGUAUACCAAAAAAAAAAAAAAGUUUUCUGAGAUAUACUAAGAUAUUAAUACUUUGCUGUAUUAUAAAAGACUUUUUCAAGUUUUAAAGUACCAAAUGUGUACUGGGUUUAAGGUACCAAAGGAAGUUGAAAGAACUGCUUUUUAACUUGCUUGGAGAAAUGAAUUGCAAAAACUUACAAAUGCACCAAAUCAGUAGCAAAAUGCACUUUAUGUUCCUUUUUGUACUGAUGAUAAUAUCUUUCAGUAAAGAUGUGCUAGGCAAAAAUUUGAAAUACAGGAUUUAUGAGGAGCAGAGAGUUGGAUCAGUAAUUGCAAGACUAUCAGAGGAUGUAGCUGAUGUUUUAUUUAAAAUUCCUAACCCUUCUUCAGUUCGUUUUCGAGCCAUGCAAAGAGGGAAUUCUCCCUUACUGGUAGUCCGAGAGGAUAAUGGAGAAAUCCGCAUAGGAGCUAAAAUUGACCGGGAACAACUCUGCCAGAAAAACUUAAACUGCUCUAUAGAGUUUGAUGUGAUUACUUUGCCUACUGAACAUCUGCAGCUUUUCCAUGUUGAAGUUGAAGUGCUGGAUAUUAAUGACAACUCUCCCCAGUUUUCCAGAUCUCUCAUCCCUAUUGAAAUAUCAGAGAGUGCAGCUGUAGGAACUCGGAUCCCUUUGGACAGUGCUUUUGAUCCAGAUGUUGGGGAAAAUUCUCUACACACUUAUUCACUGUCUGAAAAUGAUUUUUUUAAUAUUGAAGUGCGAACCAGGACUGAUGGUGCCAAAUAUGCAGAACUCAUUGUGGUUAGAGAAUUGGACCGGGAGUUGAAGUCAAGCUACGAACUUCAACUCACUGCUUCAGAUAUGGGGGUACCUCAGCGAUCUGGAUCGUCUAUCCUAAAAAUAAGUAUUUCUGAUUCUAAUGAUAACAGUCCUGUUUUUGAGCAACAAUCAUAUAUAAUUCAGCUCUUAGAAAAUUCACCAGUGGGUACUUUGCUCAUAGACCUCAAUGCUACUGAUCCAGAUGAGGGCGCUAAUGGUAAAGUCAUGUAUUCUUUCAGUAGUCAUGUGUCUUCCAAAAUUAUAGAGACUUUUAAAAUAGACUCAGAGAAAGGCCAUCUGACCCUCCUGACACAAGUGGACUAUGAAAUCACCAAAUCCUAUGAAAUUGAUGCCCAAGCUCAAGAUUUGGGUCCAAAUUCUAUCCCAGCUCAUUGCAAAAUUAUCAUUAAAAUUGUGGAUGUCAACGACAACAAACCUGAAAUUAAUUUAAACCUGAUGUCCCCUGGGAAUGAGGAAAUAGCUCACAUUUCUGAAGGGUCACCUGUGGACACUUUUGUUGCCAUAGUCAGGGUGCAAGACAAGGACUCUGGCGUGAAUGGAGAGAUAGUUUGCAAGCUUCAUGGGCAUGGCCACUUUAAACUUCAAAAGACUUAUGAAAAUAACUAUUUAAUUUUGACUAAUGCUACUCUAGAUAGAGAAAAGAGAUCUGAAUACAGUUUGACUGUAAUAGCUGAAGACAAGGGGACACCAAGUCUCUCCACAGUGAAACAUUUUAGUGUCCAAAUCAGUGAUGAAAAUGACAACCCACCCCGCUUCCAGACAAACAGAUAUGAAGUUGUUAUCUUAGAAAAUAACUCUCCAGGUGCAUACAUCACAUCUGUCACAGCCACAGAUCCAGAUUUAGGGGACAAUGGACAGGUCACAUACACUAUUUUGGAAAGCUUUAUUUUGGGAAGUUCUAUAACCACCUAUGUGACCAUUGACCCAUCCAAUGGUGCAAUCUAUGCACUCAGAACUUUUGAUCAUGAAGAAGUAAAUCAGAUUGCCUUUGUGGUUCAAGCUAGAGAUGGAGGGAGUCAGCAACUUGUUAGUAAUACCACAGUUGUGCUAACUAUUAUUGAUGAAAAUGAUAAUGCUCCUGUCAUUGUGGGACCAGCACUACGCAAUAACACUGCAGAAAUCUCAAUCCCUAAAGAUGCUGAGAGUGGCUUCCAUGUGACUAGGAUAAAGGCUAUAGACAGAGACUCUGGUAUGAACUCAGAACUAAGCUGUUCCAUAAUAGCUGACAAUGAAGAAAACAUAUUUGUAAUGGACCCAAGAUCAUGUGACAUCUAUAUGAAUGUUAGCAUAGAAUCUGUUUUAUCUAAAGAAUGGGAAUUUUUUGUGAUAGUUCAGGAUAAAGGCAGCCCUCCACUCAGUACCAAAGCACUUCUGAAAUGUACUGUUUUGGAAUAUGUUUAUCCAAUUCCAAGCACAGAAGCUACUUUUAUUAGCCAGCCCUCUCUGGAUGUUUCUAUGAUAACAAUUAUCUCACUUGGAUCAAUAUGUGCAGUGUUGUUGGUCAUUAUGGUUAUCUUUGCUACAAGAUGCAAUCGAGAGAAAAAGGAUACAAGAUCCUACAACUGCCGUGUGGCAGAAUCAACUUACCAGCACCACCCAAAAAGACCAUCAAGACAGAUUCACAAAGGUGACAUUACACUUGUACCUACUGUUAAUGGCACUUUACCCAUCAGAUCUCACCACAGAGCUUCUCCUUCAUCAUCUCCAACCUUAGAAAGAGGACAAAUGAGCAGCCGACAAAGCCAUCAUAGUCACCAAUCACUUAACAGUCUAGUGACAAUCUCAUCAAAUCAUGUGCCAGAGAAUUUCUCACUGGAACUGACCCAUGCUACUCCUGCUGUUGAGCAGGUCUCUCAGCUUCUUUCAAUGCUUCAUCAGGGCCAAUAUCAGCCAAGACCAAGUUUUCGAGGAAACAAAUAUUCCAGAAGCUACAGAUACGCCCUACAAGAUAUGGAUAAAUUUAGCUUGAAAGAUAGUGGCCGUGGUGAUAGUGAAGCAGGAGACAGUGAUUAUGAUUUAGGUAGAGAUUCUCCAAUUGACAGACUUCUUGGGGAAGGAUUCAGUGACCUUUUCCUUACGGAUGGGAGAAUUCCUGCAGCAAUGAGGCUAUGCACAGAGGAAUGUAGAGUUCUCGGACACUCUGACCAAUGCUGGAUGCCACCUCUGCCCUCUCCAUCUUCUGAUUACAGAAGUAACAUGUUUAUUCCGGGGGAGGAAUUUCAGCCACAGCAGCAGCAGCAGCAACAGCAGGCAUUUGACGAAGAUUCACAGCCUGUUGAGUCCAAUGAAAAGAAAAAGAGCUUUUCAACAUUUGGUAAAGACUGUCAAAAUGAGGAAGAGUCAGAGGACAUCUGUACUUCAUCUCUCCUCUCUGAAAUGAGCAGCGUUUUUCAGCGCCUGUUGCCUCCUUCACUGGACACCUAUACAGAAUGCAAUGAAAUGAAUCGCUCAAACUCACUGGAGCGCAGGAAGGGACAUUUACCAGCCAAGACUGUAAGUUACCCACAAGGAGUGGCAGCAUGGGCAGCCAGUACACAUUUCCAAAACCCUGCAAACAACACUGGGGUCAUGCUAGGGACUCACUCAAGUGCACAACCUUCCUCUAAAUGGCUGCCAGCCAUGGAAGAAAUCCCAGAAAACUAUGAAGAAGAUGACUUUGACAAUGUGCUUAACCACCUCAGUGAUGGUAAACAUGAACUAAUGGAUGCCAGUGAGCUGGUAGCAGAAAUUAACAAGCUGCUGCAAGAUGUCCGGCAGAAUUAGAGUGUUUUUUAUAUCAUAUUUUUCCAUAUUUAUGGAAAACUGGGAGGAAAAAGAACCAGAAUGAAAAGAACUGGCAUUGCCAAGUAGUUGCAUUUAUCAUAAAUGUGUCUGUGUAUGUUGAAUAUUAAAAUACUGUAUUUUCAUAUGUACACAAUGCAAGUGUGAUUAUCUUUAUCUGUAUUUUAAAAAUACAUUUGUACCUUAUAUUUAUGUGUAAUUUAACAAAUAAAUUUUAUUUUUGUACUCCUAUGGCAAGCAUGUUUUCCUAAGUGUAUAUAACUGGCACCAUUUGACUUUCUUGCCAAGCAGGUGUGUAAACUAAAUCAAAGACAGGGAUGUUGCUUUUCACAGUUUUGUAAAGAGUUUCAAAUGUUACAGCACAGGCCCAACCCCACUGAAACAUUAUCCAUACAUUAGUUUCAGUAACUGAACCAACACCUUAUUGCAAUGUU